AUGGCUAGGGGAGAGGAUGAAGACACCGUUAUGGGAGAAGCGGGCUCCCACGCUCUCCCUUCGAUCUACCAUCCUAGUCAGCCAGGACAUCAUUUGAAUGGCAGAUCUGACCCUUGGCUCGCACCCCCUCUGCUCGGACAAUCAGUGAGCCUGCCUGUCCAGUCAGGUGGCUCGCACGCUCCAGCGGACGGCGCAGAACAAACAGCCGCUCCUAGUGAGCCAUCGCCUCCAAAGAGCUUGCCAAAAUCCACCGACUCUGGCGAUGGUACUGCAGAGGACGAAAAGCAGGACAGUCUCGUCGAAGAGAACUCUGACUGGUCUGACGAGGACUAUACCGCACGCACAGGCCUUCCGCUUGCUUCUCUGCCUUCGGGGUUGUGCUAUGAUGUCCAAAUGCGCUACCACUGCGAAGUGAGGCCUACGUCAGAAGUACAUCCUGAGGACCCCAGACGUAUCUAUUACAUCUACAAAGAGCUGUGCCGCGCUGGGCUUGUUGAUGAUCCAGAGUCAUCUCGACCUCUUGUGUCGCGGCCGUUGAAACGAAUUAACGCCCGUAAUGCCACGGAGGAGGAGAUCUCCCUAGUCCACACGCCUGAUCACUACGCGUUCGUCGAGAGCACUAAAGACAUGACGGAUGAAGAACUCAUUGCUUUGGAACAUACACGCGACUCAAUUUACUUCAACAAGCUGACAUUUGCAUCUUCGCUACUGUCUGUUGGAGGGGCCAUUGAAACCUGUCUCGCUGUGGCGACUCGCAAAGUGAAGAAUGCCAUUGCGGUCAUCCGCCCUCCGGGUCACCAUGCUGAACAUGAUAAAACCAUGGGGUUUUGCCUGUUCAACAACGUAUCAGUCGCGGCACGUGUCUGUCAGAAUCAGCUAGGAGAGAGUUGCCGGAAGAUAAUGAUCCUUGACUGGGAUGUUCACCAUGGAAAUGGGAUUCAAAAAGCAUUCUACGACGACCCGAAUGUCUUGUACAUCUCGCUCCACGUGUACCAGGAGGGGAGGUUCUACCCUGGCGGUGACGAAGGUGAUUGGGACCAUUGUGGAACAGGUGCUGGAGUUGGAAGGAAUGUCAACAUCCCGUGGAAGACACAAGGCAUGGGCGAUGGCGACUAUAUGUAUGCGUUCCAACAGGUUGUCAUGCCUAUUGCGCAGGAAUUCAACCCAGACUUGGUUAUCAUCGCGUCUGGCUUCGAUGCAGCCGUGGGCGAUGAACUUGGGGGAUGUUUUGUGACACCCGCUUGCUAUGCCCACAUGACGCACAUGCUUAUGACUUUGGCGAAUGGCAAAGUCGCUGUUUGUCUUGAGGGUGGCUACAAUUUUCGAUCUAUCUCAAAAUCAUCCCUUGCAGUCACCAAGACUCUCAUGGGCGAUCCUCCCGACCGGCUCUAUUCGACAACCCCAUCCGAAGAUGCAACAUCGGUUGUGAGACAAGUGAUGAUGAUCCAGUCCAAGUAUUGGAGUUGCAUGUAUCCCAAGGGCCCACAGGAAGGAGGGGUCUGGACUGAGAGGCUUCAUGGCCUAACAGUUGUCACAGACUACAUCCGCGGCUGCCAGGCUAAGCAGCUCUAUGACAACUAUAAGCUCACGUCUUUGUACAUAUACCGGACACGCAUUUCGAAAUCCUUCGAGAACCAAGUUCUGGCAAGGAUCAAGGCUGAUGUCAUGAAGGAUUAUAUUGGGUGGGCCAUUGGAAAAGGCUAUGCGGUCAUCGAUGUGAAUAUUCCGAAGCAUGUGACUAUCGAACCGGUAACCAACAAAUACGAAGACGAAGAUGAAGACCGUCCUACCGAGACGGAGGAACUGGCUGGAUACCUCUGGGACAACUAUAUCGAACCAAAUGAGGCCACGGAGAUCAUCUUUAUCGGGGUUGGAAACGCCUUUUACGGAGUUGCCAAUCUUCUGAUCAACAGGGACACUCUGUACAAACGGAUCAAUGGGGUGAUUUCGUUUGUUGCCAAUAACUCUGUGCGGGCGAUCGCCUCGCCAACUCAAACAUGGCUGUCCAAAUGGUACAAGGAUAACUCGCUGGUGUUUGUUUCUCGCGCCCAUGGCGUUUGGAACCCGGAGACCAACCGCCACAAGAAGCCUUCCAAACGCUACGGCAAUCUGAUCCAGUCGCCCAAGGAGGGACUCAGUGAGAUCCUGAUGCACCACAAGAGUGAGGUGUAUGAGUGGAUAUCCGAGCGGGUUGAUGUCCACGACAGCGAUGAGACCGAGGAAGAGAGACCGACGAGCCGCUCUCCCAAGAAGGAGCAGGCGAGGAACCAGCUGGGUAGCUAG
Messenger RNA from Aspergillus terreus NIH2624, 2283 nucleotides. RefSeq names its product histone deacetylase hdaA (gene hdaA). The coding region runs from base 1 to 2283 and encodes 760 amino acids. Gene Ontology annotation, cellular component: histone deacetylase complex. The record is from RefSeq and is a predicted model, not a curated record. Gene Ontology annotation, molecular function: histone deacetylase activity. The transcript has 13 exons. Gene Ontology annotation, biological process: chromatin organization. Lineage: Eukaryota; Fungi; Ascomycota; Eurotiomycetes; Eurotiales; Aspergillaceae.